AUGUCGAAGCGGGUUGCCUCACAAGUGCACAAGCAGGCAUCCCGUCUACUGCGUCAAAACUAUCUCAGGCGCGAGCCUCUGUGGUAUCAGGCUGUCCUCGACCAUCCACCACUUCCACUCCCAGCGAAAAAUCCACCUCCUCGCACAAACUACGACUUACCCACAAAGAAUACCCAUGUCAAACAUGCAUCUUCAGGCAGAACGCGUAUAGAGAAACCACACCCAUUACCUGUGCAAUAUGUAGAGGACGAGAUUCGCAGACAGUUCUUCCGCGAUCAUCCAUUCGAGGCGUUCCGCCCUACGACCUUACUGGAGGGCGCGCAUAUCGAGGAUGAGCAUCCCAUACAAGGGAAGGAAUGGACGAGACUCAGACAGAGGGGCCGAAACCCAACACCAGAAGACGCCAUUCGAUAUGCCGCCAACCUGCACUUGCACCAUGACCAGCCACUAACCAAUGCAUAUACCUCUGCGGUUGCCCAAUUCCGUUCUCUUCGUUCCGAACAACAUAUUGCGCGGUCGUAUGCCCUUCUUGAGGCGGAUUACUACGGCUUGCAGCUCGGGCCCUCGCAAGUCGAUAUUGCCUUCGAAAGGGAGGGCAAGGCGUUGGAAACUUGGGAGAAGACUCGGGAGCAGGAUGCUAACGAGAAUGCUGCUCGUAAACGCUGGAAGGCCAUUGUGGAAAGUGCUUUGCCGGGCUCGUGGACGAAGGGGCAGGAGUAUGUGCGGUUGUGGCAAGAAGGCAUACGGCCUACUUAUGCUCCGUUGUUGACUGAGAGGACACUUACGCGGGCUGGUGUGACGUCCACCGCGUUCACUACGGAGGAAAAGACGUCUUUCAAAAAGGAUCCCUUCGCCUUGGCAGAGGCUAUAAGGGCGCGAGCGUAG
Messenger RNA from Sparassis crispa, 885 nucleotides. Its product is annotated as 37S ribosomal protein S25, mitochondrial. Lineage: Eukaryota; Fungi; Basidiomycota; Agaricomycetes; Polyporales; Sparassidaceae. Gene Ontology annotation, molecular function: structural constituent of ribosome. The record is from RefSeq and is a predicted model, not a curated record. The transcript has 2 exons. Gene Ontology annotation, cellular component: mitochondrial small ribosomal subunit. Bases 1 to 885 code for a protein of 294 amino acids.